Molecule: messenger RNA, 2505 nt
Organism: Naegleria fowleri
Lineage: Eukaryota; Heterolobosea; Eutetramitea; Acrasida; Naegleriidae
Exons: 1
Coding region: 1-2505 (834 amino acids)
Molecular function (GO): protein binding
Source: RefSeq, a predicted model, not a curated record
AUGGCGAGAACCAAUAGACGGCCAAUCAGCCAGAAGCAUCGAUGCUCACGCCUUGUGGAUCCACAAGGAACCCAUUCUUCUUCGGCGUCCUCAUCCGAUGAUACUGAUCAAGAGGAUGAUCGACAAACAACAACAACAACAACGCCUGAUCAGUACCAUCGGCCAUUAUACAGGUAUGAUACAGAUCAAAGAAGAAAAGGCAUGUUUUCUUCUUCCUCAUCAGCAACAUCAUCAUCAUUGGAUUGGAAAAAUCCAAUUCGUUCAUCAUUGAUGUUUGGACAAUCCUCCGCAUCGUCAUCCUCAUCAAGUAAUCCCUUUUCUGUGCGAUUUAGUGUUGAGAAUGUUGCAAUGGAACCUAUCAAUCCUUUUGUUACACCUUUUUCUGUUCCUACUUCUACCAAUGAUCUGAACAACAACGUUGUUGCUACCAAUCCAGAAGAGGCUUCAUCUUCAUCAUCAUGUCGUAAUACUAUUCGGAACAACAACAGCAACAACGUAAAAGCUUUGGAACCUACUUUCUCUGAUCAAACCAACAGCAAGAACAACAAUGGCAACAACACCACACUUGCUACUUCCUCCGAGAUCAUCAUGACCACCACCACCACUACAAGCCUUACUUCUAACUCUGUACCACCACCAACAAGUACCACUUCAACUAUCACUCCUAUCACCACGGAAUCAAAGGAUUUGCCUUCUCGUUAUGAUCAAACUUCAAGCACCACGACCUCAAAUACUUUGAAUGGCAACAGUAGUGUUCAAGCCUCAGAGUCAUCAUCAUCAUCAUUGGCUCCCUUAGUACUCGGAUCGUUGCCAACAACUUCUUCAGCAACAACGUCAACUCCCUCUUCAUCAUCCUCUCAAAGCACGACGACAGCAGCUUCAUCAAACCUUGGCAUGAGUGAAAGCAAUGUCACCACGAACAAUACUGCCCUUCUGUCCAAACCAUCAUUUGUUUUUGGCGGUGGUCUUUCCACUAGAUCCACAACAUCCACCAAAUCCACCACUCCGUCCACAAGUUCCUCUGUUGACAACAGCAAGAAAACCCCAUUUUCAAUUAUUGGUACUCCCUCCUCAACAGCCACGAGCCUAAACAAAGUUGACACGAACAACAAUCUCAGUACCUAUGAUGUGUUUGUGAACAAGAAAGACUUUUAUUUGGAGGAAACGCCAUUCUCUUUUUCGAAAUUGGCUUCCCAUGCCAAUUUCUCAUUUGGUACUCGCUUUUCCACUGUUAAUCCAAAAAAUUGUAUUAAGAAGUAUAAUCGAGAUUUACUCUUCGGAACCGAUGUUUUUGCCUUUAUUCCGUAUUUAGAGCUUGUGGUGCCAAAUUUCACACAUCAUGUUCUCCUCAAUCAGAGGCUCAUACAAACCCUUACAAAAUCAGAGCAAAAAUGUUUACAAUUUAUUAUUGAUUUCAUUGUAAAUAGAGAUGUGUAUGUACCUAAUCAAACUCUUUCCCUCCAUGACGUUAUCUCAUGUGCAUUUCUGGUGAACAGGGCAAAGGGAGAGCUUGUCGAAUUUAAAACACAAUACUUGAUAACACAGUUUAAGAGAGAAUUUUGUGACAAAUCCGCCAUCGACACUUUGGAAUUGAUUGAUUCAUAUUUGGAGAGAGAAAAGGAAGCUCCUAAAGAAAUAAUAAGUGGAUUUUUGCAACGAAUUCAAAGAUUUUGUUUGGAAUAUGUUGGAACAAAUUCUUCAUUACCAUGCUUUGACAUUGAAAAGGACCCACGAAUUGAAAAGUAUCUCGUCAAGAUUUAUCGAUUCAAGAAUGUAGCAUCACUCACUUGGACUGAACAAUCAAUUUGUAGUGCUGUCAAGAAGGAUCUUUCUUGUCUCUUCAAAGAUCCAAUAUUGUCAGAUGUGAAAAUCACCAUUGGUGAUGGAAAAUUCAUAGAAUGUCACAAAACAGUUCUCUCAUCAGCAAGUGAAUUCUUCGAGACACAAUUUAACUCCCCAGUAUUUACCGAUGAAGAGUGUGAUUCAAGACAUUUGCAAGAAAUUGGCGUAGAGCCACAUAUCAUGAAAUAUAUUGUCAAGUAUGCAUAUGAAUGCUUUGACCCAAUUUUGGUACCUUCUGUAGAUGCCAUUCCUCUGCUCAAGACAGCUCACUUGUAUCGAAUGAAGGGACUCGUGGAUGCAUGUUUGAGCAUUUUCAAUAGGAACCGACAAAGCUAUUUAUCCAUUAUUGACAGCCUGUCCUUCUAUUUAGAUGACCCCAUGCUCGAGCCUGUUCGUGAAAUGCUUAUUCAGGUGGGUGCUGCAAAUUUAGAGGCACUUUUUAAGACCUCAGAUUUAACCACAGAGGAAUUGAUGAAAAUUCCACAUGACAUGUUGGUGAAAAUUACUCAGCUCUAUUUUCAGCUCUCGAAUCGUCAUACCUUUGCUCUCACAUCUUCUUCUUCUCCACUCAAAACCCCUGAUAGCGGCACCACCUCAAAAACAUCCACAGCUGCAACAAACACAUCUGCUUCUGCACCCAUGAAUGUUUUUUACAGUUUUUAA